Talaromyces atroroseus is the source of this 891-nucleotide messenger RNA. RefSeq lists its product as hypothetical. Lineage: Eukaryota; Fungi; Ascomycota; Eurotiomycetes; Eurotiales; Trichocomaceae. Bases 1 to 891 code for a protein of 296 amino acids. The record is from RefSeq and is a predicted model, not a curated record. The transcript has 9 exons.
AUGGAUCAAGUCUUUGCCAAAAUCGACGAGAAUGCCACCAAGUUUGAACUGGGUGAUGAGGAGACAUGGCGCAAAAUAUAUGAUCCUUUCUACGAAGCUCCGUCGCCAAACGUUGGAAAGAUUCUCGAUGAGCGAUAUGGGCCUGCAGACAGAAACUUGCUUGACGUUUAUUUCCCUCUUGACAGCAAGCAGUGCUAUGCCAACAUUGGCAACUUCUUCGCUCGACACGGCAUUAUCACAGUCAUAGCCAACCAUCGACUAGUUCCCCAUGUGACAUACCCCGGCGGCGCAGAUGAUAUACAGUUGACUCGAGAAUGGAUUUAUCAGAAUAUCUCCUCUGAAAAGUAUGGCUCUGGAUCAGUCGACAAGGUCAUCCUGUUUGGCCAUUCCUCGGGUGCCGCACACAUAGCGACAAAUCUUUAUGCAGCAGGCGAUCCGCAAAGGCGGCCAGAAAAGGCCCUUUUCCCACCUGUCGCUGGUGUGAUGUACUUCAGUCCUCCUUUCUGGUUCGACAACAGAAGACCCAUUCGGAGAAGAACGCUAGAGCAAUACUUUGGAUCACACGCUGAGGAUGUAUGGGGACCUAUCUGCCCUCUCGGCCUCUUCAAACGUCUGCCAGACGAUUCACCAUUGUUGGACGCCGAUUUGGUUCCGGUAUACAUCGGAACUGUGAAAUAUGAAGUAAAAGAAGCCACCGAUGCUGCCAUCGCAUUUUUCAAUGAAUAUCGAGCCCGAAGCCGACCGCAUGGGACACUGCCUAAUUUCCAUGUCCUAGACAAACAUAACCACCUGAGUAACAUCCUCUCCAUUGGAACGGAUGACACGUCGCAAGCCAAAAUGAUUCUCGAUUUCGUUUCUUCCUGCGUGGCCAAAGUCGAUCAAAGGGGAUAA